Molecule: messenger RNA, 1212 nt
Organism: Fusarium vanettenii 77-13-4
Lineage: Eukaryota; Fungi; Ascomycota; Sordariomycetes; Hypocreales; Nectriaceae
Exons: 4
Coding region: 157-831 (224 amino acids)
Biological process (GO): late endosome to vacuole transport; protein transport; endosome transport via multivesicular body sorting pathway
Cellular component (GO): multivesicular body; ESCRT III complex
Source: RefSeq, a predicted model, not a curated record
CCACGGCUGGCUUUUCUUCGCUGCCUUGGCCACUAUCUUGACGCCUAUUCCUCCUCGCUCUCCAUAUUAUCCUUCUAUCUGCGCAUCUUCAACCUCUCGUUCGACCUCACAGAUCUCCCUCCGCCUCUCUACACAGCUUCACCUCCCCCGCACACCAUGAACAUCCUCGAGUGGGCUUUCGGUAAGCGCAUGACGCCUGCGGAGCGUCUGCGCAAGAACCAGCGCAUGCUGGACAAGGCCAUCCGCGAACUCGACCAGAUGCGCGUCAAGCUCGAGAAGCAAGAAAAGACCCUCAUCCAGCAGAUCAAGACGAGCGCCAAGAAUGGCCAGAUGGGCGCAUGCAAGAUUCAAGCCAAGGAUCUGGUCCGUACCAGGCGAUAUGUUGAGAAGUUUUACGCCAUGCGCAGCCAGCUACAGAAGAUCUCGUUGCGUCUUCAGACCUACCGGACGAACGAACAGAUGAUGCAAGCUAUGAAGGGUGCUACCAUGGCCUUGGGCAGCAUGAACAAGUCGAUGAAUCUCCCCCAGCUCCAACGGAUCGCUAUGGAGUUUGAGCGAGAAAACGAUAUUAUGGAACAGCGACAAGAGAUGAUGGACGACGCAAUCGACGAUGCCAUGGACGUGGGAAUCGAAGAAGAGGGCGACGAGGUGGUGGAACAAGUGCUGGAAGAGAUUGGAAUCGACUUCAACCAGGCUCUCGGAGAAACACCUACUGCAUUAGGAAAUGCUGCUGUACCAGAAGGCAAGAUCGCUCAGGCAGUGGGUGGAGGCGGUGGCGGCGAUCCUGUUGACGAUGACCUCCAAGCACGCCUCGAUAGCUUACGGAAGUAGACGACGGAUCGAGUACCGAAGAAUAUGGACACGGUUCAUCCUGAAAGAUGGAUGCUGCUCCAUUAUCUUGGAUAAUUCGCCGCCGUCCUGAACCGCAGAGUCGAACGAGACAGCGACAGAGCCGAUAUUAUGGCCGGGAGGGGCAUUUGGUGUUGCCAUUCUUACAAGGGUGCAUUGGUGUCUGGAGAAUCGUGUUAUGAUCAGUCAACUUUUCAGCCUUUUGACGCAGAGUUUCCUGCUGUUUAUAGAAAGAUAAUCAUGGAUGGGCUUCUUUUUGCCGAGUUGGUGUUUGCUCCAAAAGAGCGCGGACGCUCCUUGUCUCUGGAAUUAUUUCCUAAGGCGCAAACCCAUAUCCGUUUUUGAAUCUGCUUCUUUGUUUAA